Molecule: messenger RNA, 619 nt
Organism: Salvelinus namaycush (lake trout)
Lineage: Eukaryota; Metazoa; Chordata; Actinopteri; Salmoniformes; Salmonidae
Product: stonustoxin subunit beta-like
Exons: 2
Molecular function (GO): protein binding
Source: RefSeq, a predicted model, not a curated record
UGUGGACCAUAAUGAAGAGUUCUGGGUUAAACCACAGCUGAUGAAGAAAUAUGCCUGUGAUCUCACACUGGACCCAAACACAGCACACAGAAACCUCUCUCUGUCUGAGGGGAACAGAAGGGUGGAGAGGGUUAAAGAGAAGCAGCCGUAUCCUGAUCACAUAGACAGAUUUGAGUUGAUUCACCAGGUCCUGUGUGGAGAGGGUCUGACUGGACGCUGUUACUGGGAGGUAGAGUGGAGUGGGUGGGCUGUGAUAGCAGUAACAUAUAAAGGCAACAGAAGAAAAGGAAGGAGUCUUGCCUGUGGGCUUGGAACCAAUGACAAGUCCUGGAGUCUGUACUGCACUCAGGAUCAUUACUAUGCCUUCCACAAUAAUGAAAAGACUCAUAUAUCUGCUCUGCCCUUCAUCAACUGUCCUAAACCCCAUAGAGACCUGUCCUCCUGCCUCAGAGUAGUAGUGUUUCUUGACUGGCCGGCCGGCACUCUGUCCUUCUACGAGGUCUACUCUGACACAAUGACCCAUGUGUACACAUUCCAGACCAUAUUCACUGAGCCCCUCUACCCAGGGUUUGGGGUUUGGAAUAAGGGCUCCUCAGUGUCCCUGAGCCAGGUAGAGUAA